CCUCAGCUGCCGUACUGCGUCACAUGUUGACUUGUGUUUUGCUAGCCCAUGCUAGCGAUAGCAUUUUACAUAAAAACAAAAUAAAAACACGAAGAGUUAUUGAGACGCUGUUUCUGUCGUCGUCGGUUAAUAACCCCAACACCCCCGUGUGUCGUGGGACUCAAUACACCCGUUUAAACGUGUCAUUUAUUCCGACAGAGCUAAUGCGGCUCGUCGCCUGUUCGCGGACCGGGAGGAGUUGACAUCUCACCGUUGGCUGCAGGUUAGCUAGCUACACAGUCAGCAGCACAGGAGCUGGACUAAAGAGAUGCGUCUAAAGGACCCGUUCUCUCUGAAAGCCGCCGACAUGACCAAGCGGACGAGUAAACCGAGGAAACCGCGAGACGAGGAGUCGUCAGACGAAGUCAGUGGGUUGACUUGCCAGCAUGUGAGUAAGGCAGUGGACCUGAGCUCGGUGAAGAAGUCGGUCCUCUCCAGUGUUUGGAUGAUGUGCUCCGAGUGCCUGAAGGAGAGGACCAUGAUCGACGGAGAGCCGGCGGCGGCGUCACAUGACGUCCUGGUGUGCUUAAAGUGUGGUUUCCAGAGCUGUAACCAGUCGGGGAUCCAGCACGCUGUCAAGCACUACCAAGCUUUUCAUCCAGAGUCUCACUGCAUCACCAUCAGCUUGAGCACAUGGAAGGCUUGGUGUUUUGAAUGUAACGAGGAACUCUCCACUCACUGCAACAAGAAGGCUUUGGCUCAGUCUCUUGACUUUUUACAAAAGCACUCUGUCAAGGCAACAUCAGCAGCAUCCCCCAAGAUCAUCAAGCUGCGAGAGGAAGCGUCAGGUAAUACCGAGUCGCCCAGAGGCAAGAGUCCAGGCACCAACAACACCUUGGUUCCCGUCAAAGGCAUCAAUAACCUUGGUAACACCUGCUUCUUCAAUGCCGUUAUGCAGAACCUCUCGCAGACACACAUGCUCAUUGAGCUCAUCCAGGAAGUGAAGGAGAAGGGGCACAAACUGAGGAUCUCCCCCCCUGUGGAGGCCAAUCUGAGUCCGUUGAUGGUAACGCUGCCCAAUCCAGAGCCCCUGACGGCGGCCAUGUUUCUCUUCCUCCACACCAUGAAAGAACCAGGGAAAGGCCAGGUCAAUCCCAAGAUCCUUUUCAAUCAGCUCUGUCAGAAAGCGCCGCGCUUCAAGGGCUACCAACAACAGGACAGCCAGGAGCUUCUGCAUUACUUACUGGACUCCAUACGAGUAGAAGAAACCAAACGGGUGAGGGCAGCCAUUCUAAAGACCUUCAACAAUCCCACGGAGAAGACGGCGGACGAGGAGACCAAACGCCAAGUGAAAGCAUACGGGAAGGAAGGUGUGAAGAUGAACUUUGUCGACCAAAUUUUUGUGGGCGAGCUGACCAACACAAUUAUGUGUGAAGAGUGUGAGCAUAUCUCCACUGUGAAGGAGGCUUUCAUUGACAUCUCGCUACCCAUCAUAGAGGAGAGGAUGUCAAAACCAUGCAACACUGGCCGGCUGGGCAAGGGCAGCAGAGAGCAGGACACCAACUCGGCCCACGCUGACCAGGUUCUUUCUGCAGCAGGGCACUCCGUCAACCGGAACACCAGGAAGCUGAGUGGACAGAAGCCACAGGGCAGGAGGGCUUCGAUCUCCGCGGAGGAGAAGGGAGCCAGCUGUGGUGCCGAGCGACCGGAGGAGGAGGGGGUGGCCGGUGGAUCGGCUCGGGGGGUCACUGUUUGCAAGAUGGCCACUGCCGGCAGCCUGUCAGAUGGCAGUGAGAGAGACUCGGGUGCUCAGGACAGCAGUAAUGACGCUGACAGCGAGGCCUCAGAGAGCGAAUGGGCCCCACGCACCUUCUCCGCCAGCCACGGGCAUGGCCACGUGUCCCCGUCGUCCACUUCCACCCUCACUCCGUCCUCUACGCCGGUCCCUGCCUCCUCCCCCCCAUCAUCAUCAUCAUCAUCAUCAGCCUCCGCGAGGCAAGGUGGCGCCGUGGAACAGCUAGUUACCGCGGUGUCCAAAGUCAACCUGAGCUUCGGUCCCGGGGACGACUCACCCUCCACGCACUGUUCUCCGGAGGAGCAGGGAGAAGCACAGACGCGAGACAACCUCCACCAUCACCAGCACCACCACCACCACCACCACCAGGGAGCCUUCCAGGCGCUGUCCCAGAGCUACACCCCCAGCUCCAAGGAGUGCUCCAUCCAGUCCUGCCUGCACCAGUUCACCUCCGUCGAGCUGCUGAUGGGCAACAACAAGCUGCUGUGCGAGAGCUGCACCGAGCGCCGUCAGAAACAGCUGCGGAAGAGCAGCUUGGCUGAUAAGAAGGUGGAGAAGAUGUACACCAGCGCCAGGAAGCAAAUGCUGAUAUCCUCGCUGCCUCCAGUCAUCACGUUGCAUCUUAAACGCUUCCACCAGGCAGGGAUGAAUCUACGAAAGGUGAACCGCCAUGUCGACUUCCCUCUGAUCCUGGAUCUGGCUCCGUUCUGCUCGGCGUCCUGCAAGAACCUGGCGGCUGACGAGCGCGUCCUCUACAGUUUGUACGGGAUUGUCGAACACAGUGGCUCGAUGAGGGGGGGCCACUACACUGCAUAUGUGAAAGUGCGCUCCUCCCAGAGGAAAACGGACCAGCACCACAGGAACCUGGCAGGUGCGAGGGAGGCCAGUGGCAGCUCCCAGGGCCAGUGGGUGUACGUCAGCGAUACCACCGUUCAGACAGUACCGGAGUCAAGGGUACUCAACUCUCAGGCAUACCUGCUCUUUUACGAGGAAAUGCUGUAACGUGACCGGACGAAAGCAGCUUUUCCACAGAAAUCUGAUUUUUUUUCCUUCUUUUUUCGGUACAGCCUAUACAGAAACUCCUCUUACUGCACCUGUGAGUGGGUGAAGGGGAAGAAAAGGGAACGGCUUCACUCUACACUCACCAGUCGUAAUACAAACUUUUAAAAUCUAAAUCAGAAAUGGGCCCUUUUAAAUAUCUUAGAUCUUUGAAAAGAUUAGCAAACAGAUGUUGAAGUUAUUGUUUCCUUCUUUGAUAGAGUCUCUGUUUUUCAUUCAUAUUUCUAAAUUACACUUCAAAAAAAAAAAAGAUGGGUGAAAGAAAAAAAAAAGGGUUAUUGAACCCGAGCUGUUCCGAAUUUAUCGUCACGAUCACGUGCCUGAGAUAUGAACUGCAUGGAGGAGUUUUGCGACAGCAACUAACAGGAGACAAAGCGGAGGUGUUGCAUGCUCAACUGUGCUCAGCACUGACUAGUUGAUGUCAAUAGCGUGUGGGUGAGUGAUGUCGGGUGAGUGAGAGACAGGAGAGAAUGUAGUCUAAAGGUGCUGUGUGCGGCAUUUUUCUAAUCGGUACACGACUACAGAAAUAAACUAGCGUUGUUGGCGUGGUUAGCAUAAGAAACUCAGGAGCAGUUUAAUAAAUCCUGGCUCCUGUGUCAGCGCUCCACACAACAAGUUUUCACACUUGUGUGGCACUGACUCCGACAAACGGGCCUGAUGGUUGUCUGGUAAGAAACGGCAGCAGAACAAUGUUUUCAGACACGUUUGUCCUUUCCACUAAAGAUGUCGGAGCAUGAGUCUUAUCAGCGAUGACGGAGGUUAUGUGACUACGUUCAUACAUCUGAGAAAAUGGAGUGCAAACAUUACCAGCAGUGUUGUGUAGCGCACUAGUGAUGAUCGCCUCUGUCGUGGCCCUGUUUGUUCAUGACGACAAUGAAUAAAAAAAAACAAGUUAAUCACAUCGUACAUUGGUUUACACGAUGGACAUGGCUGGACACGGCACCUUUCAAAGAGGACGCACAACCUGUUAUUUUACAGCCUAUACUUUUAUCAUCUUCUUCUUCACAUCAGAACGUAUGAAUGUCAGACUAUCAGUCAGUAACAUUUUGCCAAAGAUGACUUUUGUGGCUGCACGUCAGAGCGGGAAAAAAAUCCAAACCAAACACACGAGGCGUUUACUUCACACACAGUUUCUUUAACUAUUUGUUCUCUCUAUCAGUAUCUGGACGACUGUUGUUUGACAUCGCUGCAGAAAACAAACAAAACUCGAUGCUCAUCAGCUCAACAAAGCACCUUGUUUGCCUUCCAUUGCAUUUCAGCCCUCCGGUAAACUCAUUAAGAAGCCUGACAGAGAGUCAGUACUGCAACGCUGUAAUCCUUUUUUAAAAUUCCCUAAUACCACCAACAAGGUGGAGCAAAAAGGAAAAAAAACAAAACAAAACUUCAAGGCUUCAAACCCGUGCAAGAAAAAAAAACAUCUUUGCUUGUCACGUGCAUGGGUUGAUGUUCUAAUGAAUGUAUGACUAUUCUUGAAAUGUCUGUCACAUCAUGAACUGUUUGUCUUUUUCUAUGAAAAUAUUUUAGAUGAAAAAACGUUUUGUUGUGUCUUGUUGGACAUUUUUGCCAAAACAGUGGAAGGGGGAAAGGUUUUAAAAAAAACAAAAAAAAACGUGUGCAUCAGAGUCGAGAUGUUUAUUUGUUUUCAUUUUGAAACGAGGACAAAUCCGUGUCUGGGCUUCAGGUUUAAGAAACCUGUGCACGGGGAGAAGAAAAACACAUGCAGAGUUUAAUACAAAGAGGCAUGUGUGGCAUAUUAAUGUACAGUGUAACUUACUGUAAGCUAAAAAAUAAUAAUGAGUAAAUGUAAUUGUACAUACUAGUAACAGAACAAAAUCAUGGUGCUUCAGGGUUGGUAUUUUUCCUUUAGACGGACUUUCGUUUCCAGAAAAAUCACAUUUAAUUUCAGCUUUGGAAAUAACAAACAUUUGGACCGAGUAGAACGACAUACUGUAUCAAAAAUAAAUCUAAUUUAUGAACUGAA
This is a messenger RNA of Scophthalmus maximus (turbot), 4814 nucleotides long. RefSeq names its product ubiquitin specific peptidase 45 (gene usp45). Gene Ontology annotation, biological process: protein deubiquitination. Gene Ontology annotation, molecular function: cysteine-type deubiquitinase activity; zinc ion binding. The record is from RefSeq and is a predicted model, not a curated record. The coding region runs from base 308 to 2776 and encodes 822 amino acids. The transcript is spliced from 18 exons. Lineage: Eukaryota; Metazoa; Chordata; Actinopteri; Pleuronectiformes; Scophthalmidae.